This is a messenger RNA of Hibiscus syriacus, 4331 nucleotides long. RefSeq lists its product as uncharacterized. Gene Ontology annotation, molecular function: protein binding; protein kinase activity; ATP binding. Gene Ontology annotation, biological process: signal transduction; protein phosphorylation. Bases 444 to 3998 code for a protein of 1184 amino acids. The record is from RefSeq and is a predicted model, not a curated record. The transcript has 11 exons. Gene Ontology annotation, cellular component: cytoplasm. Lineage: Eukaryota; Viridiplantae; Streptophyta; Magnoliopsida; Malvales; Malvaceae.
UGCAGAGAGAAGUCAGGUAUUGAAGAGAGAUUGAGCGUUUUCCGGGUUAUAAGAUAAAACUGUUGUUUCUGAGGUUUAAAAAGAGAGUUUUUCUUGUAUUACAUUGUUAGUUGCUGGUUCACUUGAAUCUGAUGCGAAACCUUCAAACAUAAACCUUUUCCUCUUUCAGCUUUCAGUUGCAUGUUGGCGGAUUGGAAGGAUGAUAAUUUGUUAAUGGCAUUUGAUGGCGAUAAUUUUGUACUGCAAAGUUUUGAAAUUCCAAUAAUCAGCUGAGAAGGCAACCUACUACAUGUCAAAAUAAAGACAGGCGUUGAGAGUUCAAGAUAGUUGAUAGGGAGGGAGCUUCGUUUCUCAAUCACUAUCCUUGGUCCAAUAGCCGUUACUCCUCAUAAAGGAAGUCAAUUGAGACUAAAUGAAUUGAGAAAAAUCCAAACGGCAAUUUCAUGGAACAUUCUAGAGCUGGUAAACAAUACCACUCUGUGGAGCAUGGAAAUGGGGAAUUCCCUCAUGCAACUCAAGCAUUUUUGGCAGAUCCUAUAACCAGCUCAAACAUGAGUAUAAGACCUCCUGAGCCAAAAGGAUCUGAUGUCAAACCAGUACUUAAUUUUUCCAUACAGACUGGUGAGGAGUUCAAUUUUGAAUUUAUGCGGGACCGGUUAAAUCCUAAGAAGCCUUUCAUCUCAAGUUCUCUCGGUGAAUCCAGUUAUGCAACAGGAUAUAUGGAUCUAAAAGGUAUUCUAGGAAUUAGUCAUACAGAUUCUGAAAGUGGGUCUGGUAUUUCGAUGCUUAACGUAGUAGAGAAAGGUCCAAAGGGGUUUGAAAGAAAAGGAUCUAUAUAUGAAAACCAAGGUUGUUACGGGUCACUUCAAUCAAUGCGGCAAACUACCUCGGGCUAUGAAAAUAACAGAGGUCUUUUAUACAUGUCACUUGGUACCUCUGACGGCACAUCAGCAAAGAUGAAAGUUCUCUGCAGCUUUGGUGGAAAAAUCCUAUCUCGACCAAGUGACAGAAAACUAAGGUAUGUUGGAGGUGAAACACGCAUAAUUCGCAUCAGAAAGGAUAUUUCAUGGCAGGAACUUAAGCAGAAGAUAUUAGCAAUUUAUGACCAAACAGAAGUGAUCAAAUAUCAGCUUCCAGGAGAGGACUUUGAUGCUUUAGUGUCUGUGUCCUCAGAUGAAGAUCUGCAGAAUAUGAUGGAGGAAUGUAACGAGCUUCUAGACAAAGAAGCCUCUCAAAAGCUUAGGAUGUUUCUGUUCUCACUGAAUGAUUUGGAGGAUACUCAGUUUGGUGUAGGCAACAUGGAUGGUGAUUCUGAGAUUCAAUAUGUGGUAGCUGUCAAUGGAAUGGACUUCGGAACAAGGACAAGCUCUACUCUGCAGGGGUUGACAGGCUUUUCUGCUAACAAUCUAACAGAACCAGAGGGAAAGAAUAUAGACAGGGUAUCAAGCAGAGUUGCAAGAGACUCAGUUGUUAUUAGCUCUUCUAACAUUCCUGGCAGUAUGGUGUCAUCAUCAACUUUUCAGUCUUCUCAACCAGUUCUACCAAGUUCCUCAGGCACCUAUGAAAUCCAUCCACGGUUUUAUCAUGACCAGAGGGUGGGGUAUCCAUUGCAGUACGGUCAUAACUCUUCUAAUUAUUCUAAUAUUGCAGAAUUUUCUAAUUCAGUUACUCCUAAUGGGUUUAUGAAUCAACAUGAACACUUGACCGAAGUGCAACCAUACGAUGGCCUUCAACAGCAGAAUCUUCGGUUGCUGGCGACCGAGUUGAAACCAGAGGGUUCAGGCCAUCAGGGCAAUGACCUUGAAAAUCAACAUCCCUUGGGAACAGAUCACACAGUUUCUUCCCAGACACAGGAUGGAAAGGUGAUAAAUCAUUUCCCUCUUGAAGAAGUUCCAGUUGCAGUUGCUUCAAAUGAUGCAUCCCUUUUUUGGGUAAAAAAUGAAGCUAAAAACCAGGAAAAUGAAAAAGUUGUCUCAUAUUCUGAUGCUGUGAAUCAAGUGCCAGUUCCUAAACUGGGUAAUGCUGACCAUCAUUCUACUUCUAGAUAUGUUGAUUCUGAUUCCAAUCCUGCUGAUCUAAGCUACUUUGAGCCCACUGCACCUCCACACAAGGUUUACUAUUCGGAAAGAAUACCUCGGGAGCAGUUAGACUCGCUAAAUCGAUUGUCAAAGUCUGAUGAUUCAUUAGGUUCCCAUUUGCUAUUAGCCCACCCACAAUCUAAUGUGGCACAACAGGGUCCAAACACAGAAACUGUUGAAAAGUUACGAGAUAGUAAUAUUGCUUCCCAUACUGAAAGCUCAGCUGGUAAACCUUCUAAUAUCGGUCCCCAUCCUGGUGCUGUUUCUCUGAUUAACUCAAUGCUUUCUGAAGAUGUGUUGGACACAGGUUUGAAGCAAGCAGUUUCAAAUCCCGUGGACAAUAUACAAGCUCCAAACAAGGAUGGGGUUCGGGUUGGUUGUCUGAAAGAUAACCUUCCAGAUAAUGAAUCAGUGGAAACUGGACUAGGGCAACCUGUAGCAAGCGAAUCAACAUUUGCUUUGCCCCAUGAUGUCAACUUGACUAGCAAAAAUCCUCCUGGACAUUUUCAGGUUGAUUUGAGGACGGAGAGUUCAACAAAAGAUGAUUCCAGUGGUAUCAUCAGGGCAGAUCAUGGGGACAUUCUUAUUGAUAUUAAUGAUCGAUUUCCUCGUGAUUUCCUUUUUGAUAUUUUUUCCAAAGCAAUGCUUUCUGAAGAGUCCUCUGGUGUUAGCCCACUGCAAACAGAUGGAGCUGGCUUGAGCUUGAACAUGGAAGGCCAUGAGCCAAAACACUGGUCAUAUUUUCAGAAGUUGGCGCAAGAUUUUGAAGAAAAAGAUGGUUCCCUUGUCAACCGAGAUCAUAUAUCAGAUCAGUUUACUUCACGGGGUGUAGUUUCAUUGAGCCAAGCUGAAUCUGAUCAUAAUUUUGGUGAAAACAACCUGAAGGAUGGUCAACCCCAGGUGCAAAUCUGUGAAAGUAUGCAGUUCAAUGCCAUGAUAGAAAACCUAAGAACACCAGAGUCGGAUUAUGAGAAGCCGAAAUCAGAGAAGGGGAACGUUGGUCUACCUCCUUUGGAUCCUUCUCUAGGAGAUUUUUAUAUAAGUACGUUGCAGCUCAUAAAUAAUGACGAUCUUGAAGAGUUGAGGGAGUUGGGUUCUGGUACAUUUGGGACUGUAUAUCAUGGCAAAUGGAGGGGAUCAGAUGUUGCCAUCAAGAGAAUCAAGAAGAGCUGCUUCACAGGUCGAUCAUCUGAGCAAGAAAGAUUGACCAUUGAAUUUUGGCGGGAAGCUGACAUUCUUUCAAAGCUUCACCAUCCAAAUGUGGUGGCAUUUUAUGGGGUGGUGCAAGAUGGUCCUGGAGGAACAAUGGCUACUGUUACAGAGUUCAUGGUUGAUGGUUCCCUUAGGCAUGUUUUACUUCGCAAGGAUAGGUUACUUGAUCGUCGAAAGAAACUCAUAAUUGCUAUGGAUGCAGCAUUUGGGAUGGAAUAUCUACAUUCAAAAAAUAUUGUGCAUUUUGAUCUGAAAUGUGAUAAUUUACUUGUUAACUUGAAAGAUCCUUCACGGCCUAUUUGCAAGGUUGGUGAUUUUGGACUGUCUAAAAUCAAACGUAACACCCUAGUUUCUGGUGGUGUUCGGGGGACCCUACCGUGGAUGGCUCCAGAACUCUUGAAUGGGGGCAGCAAUAAGGUUUCAGAAAAGGUUGAUGUGUUCUCUUUUGGUAUUGUUCUAUGGGAGAUUUUCACUGGUGAAGAGCCUUAUGCCAAUAUUCACUAUGGUGCAAUUAUAGGAGGCAUUGUAAGUAACACGCUGAGACCAACAAUUCCAAGCUUUUGUGAUCCUGAAUGGAGAAAACUGAUGGAACAAUGUUGGUCCCCCAAUCCUGCAGCCAGGCCAUCAUUCACAGAAAUCGCUAAUCGAUUGCGGACUAUGUCAGCUGCUGCUAGCCGACAAAGCAAGGGUCACAAGGCAUCGAAAUGAAAAUGAUUUGUGAAAGCGAAAAUGUCGUUUCCACUAGAUAUUCAUUCAAUUGUUCACGCAUUCGAGUAGUAUUUAAUUAUAUAUUCACAUGGAAAUGGAGAAUCGGGGCUUCCUAAUUGUUUUUGGAAUGGAAGGCUUCUCUAUGAAGGAAUAAUAAUGUUGUUGAACAAAAUAUUGUGAUUUAGUGUACCGUUGUACUUGAUAAAAAAAACUUUAUCUUCGACCUUUUUAAACUGCGUUGACACUGGCUAACGGAUGUGCAUCUUUUCAAAUAAUUGCUACCCUUUUUAUUCACCUUAAAUUGAAUAUGGAGAUGGAGUUUGGCUUUCUAUA